ACCCGCGGUUAGCUUUUGUCAGAAACAGGUGAGGCUAUUGUUUGUCGGUCGCCACUCUUAAGGGUGGGCAGGUUGUAUUUCUGUGGUGUGUUGACCUUAAGAUCAUUAACACGAUAUGGCAGAGGCCCAGCAACGUGAGGAAAACGGCGUAGUCCUGUUGUCAAUGAAAGAAAACAUGGCGCAAGUGACUCCGAAAGAGACCAACGGCGGCCCGGAAAACGGGGACGUACCGCCACCAAGCACCAGCCCCACAUGGCUGAGUCGGUCGGGCUCAGGGAAGAGGCGUGACCGAGGAGUGACACUCACAUGUCACGGUGUCGGCUACGGCGUCGAUGUGAAGACUAAAGCUUGUGCCAAGGCCGUCAAAAACAUUCUACAAAAUAUCAAUGGCAUCUUCAAGCCAGGUAUGAAUGCCAUCAUGGGGCCCACAGGCGGAGGCAAGACAACGUUACUUGAUAUUCUGGCUGCAAGAAAAGAGCCUGAAGGCCUGUCAGGAUUGGUACUUGCUGAUGGAGGACCUCUUCCUAACAACUUCAAGUGCAUGACAGGGUAUGUGGUGCAGGAUGACAUCAUCAUGGGCACGCUGACAGUCCGUGAAAACCUGGAGUUUUCUGCCGCACUCCGUCUGCCCACGUCUAUCAAACACAAGGAGAAGAAAGAGAGGGUUCGUCAGGUGUUGGUAGAGUUGGGGCUCACACAGUGUGCAGAGACAAAGGUGGGAACAGAGAUGAUCCGUGGUGUGUCGGGUGGAGAGCGUAAACGGACCAACAUCGGGAUGGAACUGAUCACCGCUCCACCUGUCCUCUUCCUGGACGAACCAACCACAGGUCUGGACGCCAGCACGGCAAACGUAGUCAUGAUGCUGCUACAGAGGCUUGCACAGAAAGGCAAGACAAUCAUCUUUUCCAUCCACCAGCCUCGAUUCUCCAUCUUCCGUCUCUUUGACUCCCUCAUGCUGCUGGCUAACGGUGAGGUUGUGUACCAUGGUGCAGCUGAUCAGGCCUUGGAUUACUUUCAGUCUAUUGGCCAUGAAUGUGAACUUCACAACAACCCAGCUGACUUCUUCCUGGAUGUGAUCAACGGUGACUCUACGGCUGUGGCAGCUGUCAUGAAUGAUAUCGAGAAGGAGGAAAAAAUGGAAGAACUAUCUGUGCAGGUACUGAAUGACAACAACAAGAAGGAGAGCACCGACAGCCAAAACAACAGUGCCUUGUUAACCCAACAGUACACAGCCUCCAGGUUCUACCAGGACACCAUGGCUCAGCUGGAACCUUUCGUAGAAAAACAGGACACUCUGGGAGCUAAAUACACCAAACAGGAAGUCAGCUACAGGACCAAUUUCUUCCACCAGUGCAAAGUCGUUAUCAAGAGAACAGUGAAGAACUUGGUCCGCAACCCACAAGCAUCAAUUGCCCAGGUCACGUUAAACAUCAUAUUUGCUCUGAUCAUCGGCAUCAUCUACCUUCAAAUAGAUGCCAGUGCUUCCACGGGUGUACAGAACAGGUCUGGUGUGUUCUUUUUCCUGGCCACCAACAUGAUGUUUGGCAGUUUGUCUGCUGUGGACCUUUUUGCCAGAGAAAGGCAAAUCUUUGUCCAUGAGUCAGCUAGUGGGUACUACCGGGUCUCUACUUACUUCUUCUCCAAGAUGUUCUGUGAUGUCAUCCCCAUGAGACUCAUCCCUGUUUCCAUCUUCGGCAUCAUCGCAUACUGGAUGAUUGGGUUACGACCAGAGGCCGGUGCUUUUUUCUUCUUCCUCCUGACGUUGUUCAGCACCACUAUGGCAGCCUCCAGCAUCGCGUUUGCCAUCAGUGCCACCACACCCAUCUUUCAGGUCGCACAGAUCUUCAUCACUCUGGCUUUCAUCUUCAUGCUGCUGAUGGGAGGUUUCCUGGUUAACCUGGGUUCAGUAGGACCCUGGAUCAACUGGCUGAAGUACUUCAGUAUUGUCAGAUACUGUAUAAAUGGCCUAACCAUUCCGGAGUUCCGUGACCGUCUGUUCUGUGAUGCCAGUAACAUCACCAGUACUGCCGCUCCUGUUGGGGAGCCCAAUGCUAUAGGUUCUGUCUGUGUAUCUGGUAACACCUACAUGGACGUACAGGAGAUUGACUACAGUCUGUUUGGACAGUGGAGUAACAUGCUGGGUCUGUGGGGCAUCAUGGUCAUCUGUCUCACUCUGUGUUAUAUCCAGCUCAGGAGGAUCAAGAAACUCAAGUAGAUACAUGAAGAAAUCAGUAGAAUACUACACAGUGCCACACCAUAUCGCCAGAGGUACCAGCCUGACCGCGGAUCACUGGAGGACCGGAGGGGUAUCCGAUCCGCGGGAGGGCUGGGAGGGUGAUGCGGAAUACACCGUGUGGGAUUUUGAAAUAUUUGUCAUACCCACCCGAGAAAACAGAUGUUUCAAUGCAAAAUGUUCCAAAAUUUGGUGUAUCUAAACAAAAAGUGUAAUGGCAUCAAGUGACAAGCCCAUGCAACUUCCAAAUUUGGUGUUCAAAGUUUUGACACUCGGUGCGUGCAAAACGCGUUUGGGUUCUUCUAUGAAACAUUCUGAAGCCUGUGUGAUAACAAAAGACAAUCCCGGGCCUUAUCGCUAGUUAUGACACGGCCGGAACACAUUGAAUCUUCAAUUGAAAAUCUUUGAUGAAAGGAACUUGGUAUGGUACAGUAGGACAAGGCUAAAGUUAUAAGCUGCCUUUAACACUUUCGUGUUAUUGUUGGUCUUUGUAGAAUGAACCAAAAUAGCAUGAAAGUCUUCUUUCAAAGUUUACAGAAAAAGAAAAUGUAAUUUAUUUUUUAAACCAAACAAAGUGAAUGAGAACAUGCAAUGAAACAGGAAUCAUGACUUUAUACUUUACCUCAUCAUGCGAUCACAUUCCCAGGGUUGUUUGUUUCUGCAUAUUUGCAAAGGAAAGUUUCUUCUUCAUUGUUGUUGUUUAUUCUUUUUUCAAUAAAAUUGCUGUAGGGAAGCAAUCAUUAGUGAGCCACAGCUAGAAAAGACUGAUACAAGGCUACGUACAUGUUAUAAUGUCAUGUUAAAAGCAAAGGUUUAGGAUUAGGAUGUAAAUUUUUAAACAGAAUCGACUUAAACUUGAGCCAUUCCAUUACUCGAGAACUAUGCAAAUAAUAAUGAGGUGAAUUUUUAGCAGAAAAUAUGGCAAUUCUUCUACAAUCCACAGGGUAUUAGGCAUAUAUUAAUUAAUUAAUAUUUUGUACUUCAGUAACAUUCUAUUAUUCAAGAUAUUCUCUGGCAAAUAUGUAUUUACCAUAAAUUAUGGUGAUAAGUUGCAUUUUAUGUAAUGUUUGGUUAUUUAAUUUUACCAUAUACUUCUCAUGUCCACAUUUAUGUCGACACAAAAUAGUUGCAAAUUGUAUCAUGCAUGUUUAAAGGUUUUGGGAACUUUGUAAUAUUGUAUAUUUUCUGUGUAUCAAGAAAAGGAACAGAAUCUAUGACAUAUUCUGGACUUUUCCAAACAUUGUCUACUGUAACAGCAGUAUUAGAGUAAGUCUUCUUUCAUACUUCAAUACUUAAUGAAACAUAUCGAUAAACAUCUAUGCAGUUGAUACUGUUAGUAUUGAUACACUAUGCAGUUGAGGCCAUUGAUAAUCUAUGCAAUAAAUGAACAAUACUGACAAGUUCACAAAACGCAAUGCUAUGAUAUAGCAUGUUAUACAAUGACAAUGAAGUUCAUUGCAUUUUCAUGCCCAAUGGGAUCAUUGUCAUUAUACAAAUCAGUGAAUGGUAAAAAUUUAGCAACAACUAUCCAAAGAUGUUUUUAAAUUUAUAAAGUCUAUAAUACACAUAUUUUUCUGAAUAUCUCAUUACACACAGCCUUUGGACUAUGAUUAUUAGAGAAAGAUGUAUAUCUAUAUUAAAUGUAUUCGGAACUAUAUUCAAAUGUAUUAUUUUAGGGAUAUGUGUUACAUAAGUCUAAUUUACGAGCUGGAAAUGG
This is a messenger RNA of Branchiostoma belcheri (Belcher's lancelet), 3950 nucleotides long. RefSeq names its product ATP-binding cassette sub-family G member 2-like. NCBI's taxonomy places the organism in Eukaryota, Metazoa, Chordata, Leptocardii, Amphioxiformes, Branchiostomatidae. The record is from RefSeq and is a predicted model, not a curated record. Gene Ontology annotation, cellular component: plasma membrane. Gene Ontology annotation, molecular function: ATP binding; ATP hydrolysis activity; ABC-type transporter activity.